Hyaena hyaena (striped hyena) is the source of this 744-nucleotide messenger RNA. It is a transcript of the gene CIMIP3, whose product is annotated as GUCA1A neighbor. The transcript has 3 exons. The record is from RefSeq and is a predicted model, not a curated record. The coding region runs from base 203 to 565 and encodes 120 amino acids. NCBI's taxonomy places the organism in Eukaryota, Metazoa, Chordata, Mammalia, Carnivora, Hyaenidae.
AGAUGGGCUUGCCUUGGGCCGAGGCCGCAGGCCUUCCCGGCAUCCGGUCAUCCUGCCCAUCGCGUGGCUAAACACUCCGGAGUCUUCGCUCUUCCCUCUGCAGCCGGCUCAUACUGAAACUAGUUUUUAAUUCUCUGAACGUCAGCUCCCAGCAUCCAGGUGCGAGUUGAGGGGGCAGCCGGCCCGAGGGGAAAGAUUUCCCAUGGAUAUUCUCACUUCUGAAGACACGUUCAAGGACUCAAAGAAAGCCUCAGCACCCAGCCAGGAGCCGAAGACACCAUCAGGCAAAAAGCAGAAGUGUCCACACCCUCCCCUGUCCCAGUCGUGGAAGCACGAUCACCAGCAGAGCCUGGAGGCAGCCUACAUACCAGUGGUGGUAGACCCGAAGGGGCAGAGCCUGGACAAGCUCAGGUUCAAGUUCUACACCUCCCAGUACUCCAACUCCCUGAACCCCUUCUACACCCUGCAGAAGCCUACCUGUGGCUACCUGUACAAGAGGGACACCGACCACACCCGCAAGCGCUUUGACGUGCCUCCUGCCAACCUGGUCUUGUGGCACUCCUAGGCCCCUCCCCGUCGGAAGACCCCACCUGCGCCCUCCCCCUACAAUCCUGGGUCCCUGAGGGGAGGGGCUGCUUGUUCCAGGAGGAGCGGACCAUGCCUGGGCUGAGACAGCUGUGCCGUGCCCAGUGGCAAAGGGAGGUCUCUGUUCUCAGCAGGAAUUAAAGUCUGUCCUUCCUUUCC